AUGGACGAAAGUGUCUUUUAUACACCUUCAACUGCAACAGAUGCAGCGGAGCUGUCAUUUUUGGCCUCCAUCAGAUCAAACAAAUCUCAUGUUCAGUUCCGUCAAUGUGCUGCCAACGCUGCUUCCAUCACCGGUACCGGUCAAGGUCACAGGUUAUUUGUAGCUUGUCCCGAAAAAGCAUUGAUACAAGUGUACCUAUGGGGAAAGGAAUCUCCUGAGCAAAAGAUGGCUGUGCCAGAGGAGCUAACCAGUUUAUUAUGGGUACAUAUAUUUGGAGCAGGAUUCUUGGUUGGUGGUGGAAAAAGUGGAAGACUGUACGUUUGGGAGUUGGCUUCUGGUUACCUGCUAAGCGCAAAAGAAGCCCAUUAUCAAGAAGUUUCAUGUUUAGAAGUCUCGCAUGAUGGCCAAGUCCUUGUUAGUGGUGGUAAAGAUUCCAGAGUUCUGAUAUGGCGUUUGGCCGAUCUGAUACAAUUCUCAUCUGAUCCUCUUCCCAAACCAAUUCACGUUCUAACGAACCAUUCAUUACCAAUCACGUCCAUAGCGCUAACUAAAGGUAUCUCUAACGACAUAAAACUGUUUACCAGUUCUUUGGACGGAGAAGUAAGACAUUAUAACGUCUCGAAUGGCGAAUUGUUGACUACUUUUAUCUUUGGAGAACCAGUAAAUGCGCUAGCUGUUGAUCCAGCGCAGAGAUACUUGUAUGCUGGCUUAUCUUCAGGAACUAUUAGACUAGUACCUCUUUUUAUUGUCAAUCACAAAAAUCAACUUGAGAGUAAUACGGGUUGCGGCAAAUUGGUUUCUGCAACUUCUGCAGACGAUCCAGAAUCUCAAUUCAUCAUUACCUCCCAUCAAGACAGUCCAGUUACAUGCUUACAAGUUUCUGCGGAUGGUGGACUCUUAGUCAGUGCAGAUUCAGCAGGAAAGGUUUUUGUCAAUGACAUAGUUUCUCGUCAAGUUGCUCGUCAACUAAGGGAUUGUUCAGGACCAAUAUCCACCUUAAGACUACUGAUAAACGAUCUGGAACGAGUAGAGCCUUCAGAUCUCUCUACAAAAGCCUCAACUCCACGCAUAUUACCGAACCUUAAGCGUUCUUUGAUCAGUGACACAGAAAUUUCCAAACAUGAUAUUAAUAUACCUGCGGCAGGGACACCAGAAGGUGAUAUUGGUAGCCUUGCGUCUGACAACGAACAACUCAAAGAACAAUUUGACCUUCGUGGUUUUUGUAACCAAGUUCGAAAAGAACAUGUUGUCUAUCAACUAAAUACCGAAGAAGAGGCAGCUGUGGAUCAAUCUGUGCAGCAGCAGCAACAAGAUACCGACGAAAAUGUCUCAACCCAACAAUAUGCCUCUCAAUUGAAGGAGAUGACCAAAGCUUAUAAUGAGCUCAAGAGAGUCCAUCAAGACUUGUACUCUGAACAUUUAAAGCUAUUAGAUAGAGAUUAA
Komagataella phaffii GS115 is the source of this 1443-nucleotide messenger RNA. RefSeq names its product Essential component of the Rix1 complex (Rix1p, Ipi1p, Ipi3p). Gene Ontology annotation, biological process: DNA-templated DNA replication; rRNA processing. NCBI's taxonomy places the organism in Eukaryota, Fungi, Ascomycota, Pichiomycetes, Pichiales, Pichiaceae. The record is from RefSeq and is a predicted model, not a curated record. The coding region runs from base 1 to 1443 and encodes 480 amino acids. Gene Ontology annotation, cellular component: nuclear pre-replicative complex. Gene Ontology annotation, molecular function: protein binding. The transcript has a single exon.